AUGUACAUCUACCAUCAUUGUCUUGCUUACCAGCUCCAUGACGCAGUUCAGCAAGUUACUACUGACUCACAAGCAAUUGCAGACUGGGCUCGGUCUCACGGCUUAAUGAUUAACUUUACUAAAACUACAGCGAUGAUCUGGGGAUCAAAUGACAAGUUGAAACAACUUCAGUCCCUGGAGGUUCCUCCUAUUCUAGUUGAUUAUCCAGUAAUCCCCUACGUAAAUUCUACAAAGUGUUUGGGACUUAUUAUUGAUCAAAACUUAUCCUGGAAUAGCCACAUUUUACAGACAACCAGAAUACAUUUAAAAUAUAAACUUCUACUAAGCAGUGAUAAGAUGAUUGAUAAGACGUGGAUUAAUGUUGUAGAAGUUGAAAAUGAAAUCGGCAAACAUAUUUUUGGUAACAUCUAUCGAUCACCAAAUAGCAAUAUUAAGGCAUUUUGUGAUAAGUUCAUUGAUUAUGCGAGUAAAAUUGGAGAUGUAGGCAAAUUAGUUCUCGUUGGUGAUUUCAAUAUUGACGAUACACACAGAUAA
Messenger RNA from Cotesia congregata, 534 nucleotides. Lineage: Eukaryota; Metazoa; Arthropoda; Insecta; Hymenoptera; Braconidae. The record is from the annotation of a GenBank genome assembly.